GCAUCCAUCCAUACAAUACAAAUCUCGUAUGCGUAUAGUAUCGAUGUGACAGAUGAAAGUAACAGAAAGGCAUCAUUUCUUCUAUCCAUCAUUGAGCAAUUGCAGCAGCAGCGACCACCAUCACACUCAAGAACCAAAUGGGCCAAAACGAAGUCGCUGUUGAAUCACCAUUGCUAACCAGCAACAAAGAUGAUGAUGAUGAUGAUGAUGAUGAGAAGAAUCUUCGUGGUGCAGCAGCAUCGUUCACUGGCUCUGUCUUCAAUCUAUCAACCACCAUCAUCGGUGCUGGAAUCAUGGCCUUACCCGCAGCCAUCAAAGUUCUCGGCGUCGCUGCGGGCAUUGCUGCAAUCAUCUUCCUCGCUUUCCUCACUGAGACUUCUCUCGACAUUCUCAUGAGGUUUAGCAGAGUUGGCAAUGCUAGGUCUUAUGGCGAUGUCAUGGGUUACGCUUUUGGUUGGGUUGGAAGAUUGGUUCUUCAGAUUUCUGUUCUUAUCAACAACUUGAUUCUCGUUGUCUACGUGAUCAUAAUUGGUGAUGUGCUGUCUGGAACAUCUUCAACUGGAAUUCAUCAUUUCGGUGUUUUGGAAGGAUGGUUUGGUGAACAUUGGUGGACUGGACGCGCUUUCGUUCUUCUUGUCGCGACCAUUUUGGUAUUUACUCCUUUGGGGUUUUUUAAGAGGAUAGAUUCAUUGAGAUAUACUUCUGCUUUAGCGGUGGCUCUGGCAGUUAUGUUUCUUGUCAUAAUUGCAGGAAUCACAAUUGUGAAGUUGUUUAAUGGCAGUAUAGAGCGUCCCAGGUUACUUCCCAAUAUCACUGAUGCUACAUCUAUAUGGAAUCUCUUUACUGCAGUUCCAGUUCUUGUGACAGCGUUUGUUUGUCAUUACAAUGUGCAUACCAUAGACAAUGAGCUAGGAGAAUCUUCCCCUAUACAACCAGUUGUACGUGCAUCACUGGUUCUGUGUUCUCUUAUCUAUAUUCUCACAGCCUUAUUUGGAUUUCUCCUAUUUGGUGAGUCUACCCUUGAUGACGUGCUUGCCAACUUUGAUACUGAUCUGGGCAUCCCUUAUAGCAGUCUGCUCAAUGACAUUGUUCGUAUCAGCUACGCCCUCCACCUCAUGCUUGUUUUCCCAGUUAUCUUCUUUUCGCUGCGCUUCAAUUUGGAUGAUCUUAUCUUUCCUUCAGCUAGGUCAUUGGAUUUAGAUAGGUGUAGGUUUGUCUUCAUCACCACUGGACUCAUUGCUUUGCUCUAUGUGGCUGCCAAUUUUGUACCUAGCAUCUGGACUGUUUUUCAAUUCACUGGAGCAACUGCCACUGUUUGCCUUGGGUUUAUUUUCCCUGGUGCAAUUGCUCUAAGGGACCCCCAAGGUGUUGCAACGAAGAAGGACAAAAUUUUAUCCAUUGUCAUGAUUUUUCUGGCUGUCUUCUCAAACGUUGUGGCUAUAUACAGCAAUGCCGAUGCCUUGUUCAGAAAACAUGUUGAUCCUCACCAUUCAUUAUCAGAAAAAUUGUCUCUACUGAUCUACUCUCAAGACAUUUAAUUAAAACAAACAAUUUGCUGGCCACUGAUCAAAUUGAACAAGUGAAUUGAACAUGUUUUUGGAGAUGGGUUAAAAAACACGUGGCAUUUUUCCGGUCCUACUGCGAAGGUUUUGGAAGGGAAAUUGCAGAGUACAAAUUGAAGACUAUUUGAAGUGUAGAUGUUUAUACUGUAUCCUAUAUUGUAUAGGUAAUACUUGUAUUUCUCAAAACACUUAUCAAGUGAUAGGGACAUUCGCAUUUAAACUAGAUUGGUUUUGAAGAGAAAGUAAUCCAAUCUAAUUUCAUAA
Molecule: messenger RNA, 1826 nt
Organism: Lotus japonicus
Lineage: Eukaryota; Viridiplantae; Streptophyta; Magnoliopsida; Fabales; Fabaceae
Product: amino acid transporter AVT6A-like
Exons: 5
Coding region: 138-1538 (466 amino acids)
Biological process (GO): amino acid transmembrane transport
Molecular function (GO): amino acid transmembrane transporter activity
Source: RefSeq, a predicted model, not a curated record